Sclerotinia trifoliorum is the source of this 417-nucleotide messenger RNA. The record is from the annotation of a GenBank genome assembly. NCBI's taxonomy places the organism in Eukaryota, Fungi, Ascomycota, Leotiomycetes, Helotiales, Sclerotiniaceae.
AUGUGCAUAAACCAUAUCAUCCGAGGCCCCUGCUGGUGCGACACCAACAACGGCCAAAACAUCACCUUGGACAUCCAAACCGAACAAUGUAAAUUUGUCAACCAGGGCAAUAUUCAUGAUAAAUAUUUUGUAUUUGAGAAUGAGUAUAAGCGUGGUGGUAGAUGUGAUAAGUGUAUUGGUGUUGCUUUGGAGAAGGAGAGGGAAGAGGAGGAGAGGAGGGAGUGUGAGAGGGUGGAGGCGGAGAGGAGGGAGGAGGAGAGGAGGGGGUGUGAGAUGAUGGAGAUGAUGGAGGUGGAGAGGAGGGAGGCGGAGAGGGUGGUGAGCGAUUGGGGGUUAGAUGAGGUGGGGAUGGAUGUGGAUGUGGAUGUGGAUGCUUGGGAGAUAGUUGGGCAGGACUUUCUUUUUCUAUGGAAUUAG